Molecule: messenger RNA, 2124 nt
Organism: Strongylocentrotus purpuratus (purple sea urchin)
Lineage: Eukaryota; Metazoa; Echinodermata; Echinoidea; Camarodonta; Strongylocentrotidae
Exons: 1
Coding region: 1-2124 (707 amino acids)
Source: RefSeq, a predicted model, not a curated record
AUGCUUAUAACAUCAUCUGCAAACAGAAGUUCAGUCGGAGCUGCAAUAGGAGGUGUUGGAUUACUACUAAGUCCCAGUGCAUAUGACUCCCUAGCUAGCAUGAGAUCACAUUCUGACCGAAUAAUCGUCGCAAACUUUCAAGGAAACCCUGCAACUACAGUCAUUACAACCUACUGCCCAACCAACGUAGCGAACGAGGAUAUCAUUGAAGGACACUAUGACAAUUUAAGAAGAGCAAUUGACUCCAUUCCAGCACACAAUGUUCUUCUUGUGGUUGGAGACUUCAAUGCCAGAAUUGGACCUGAGGAUGCUAAAUAUACUUACCACGAAACAACCAACAGAAAUGGAAAGUACGUAGUGGACAUGGCAGUUGAAAAGAACCUAGUUAUAGCAAGUGGUCAGUACUGUAAGAAGAAAGGAAAAUUGUGGACCUAUAUUAGCCCAGGUGGAAGUAAAUGCCAUCUGGAUUAUAUACUAAUAAGGAAAAAGUGGAGGAACAGCUUGAAUAAUGCUGAGGCAUAUAAUACUUUUGCCAGUGUAGGAUCCGACCAUAGAAUAGUAUCUGCAAGAGUCCGUUUAAGCCUUCGAAAGAGCAAAUCCUUGGCAAAAGGAAAACAGCACGAUUGGAAACUUCUCAGCACUGACAACCACCUACAGAAGCUAUACAGCAUUGAAGUCCGCAAUAGGUUCCAGCCCCUAGAGAAGGAGGAAGAAUCAGCCACCGAGAGGUAUGAGCGAUUCAUAACAGCGCAUAAGGAGGCUACUGAGAAAGUUAUCCCAAUGAAAAAGAAGGCAAGAAAGUUGCAUUUUCCCAACGAUACACGUGUAAUUAGUGCUAGAAAUAAAAUCAAUAAAGCCUACAUGGAGUACCAGAAAGAUACAACUGAUGAAAAUCGACAGAUCUACAAGCAAGCCAAGCAGAACCUUGAGGAAGCAUACAAUGUAGUGAUAGAAGAAGAUCUUGAAAGUAAACUAAAAGAUGUGGAGAGAGCGCAUGCCAACAGUAAACAUGGGCAGAGCUGGAGACUCAUUAAUGACAUAACUGGAAGGAAAGCAUCCCCGAAAGGGCAGUUAAAAGGAGACACACAGGAAGACAGGGUCACAAACUGGUUCAACCACUUCAAGAAUCUUCUUGAAAGCCCUCCUGACAUAGAUGAUGAGGAUGAAGAAAUUCUGCCUAUACUAGAGAGUCUGAACAUCAAGACAGGGCCAUUUGAUCUGAAAGAAUAUUCAAAGGCAAUAAAUUCACUAGUAGAAGGGAAGAGCUUUGGGGAAGAUGGCAUACCACCAGAGGUUCUAAAAAGAUGUGACCUUGAUGAAAUCAUUCUGAGUUUCUGCAACAACGCUGUGAUCAAUGAAGAAAAGCCUCACCAAUGGUCCAUACUGAACAUCGUACCAAUACCAAAGUCUGGAGACCUGAGCCAAGGAGGAAAUUAUCGAGGAAUCAGUCUAAGCUCCAUCGUCGCCAAAACUUUCAAUAGAUUGAUUUUGAACAGGAUCAGACCUGUACUUGAUAGUCACCUGAGAACCAACCAAAAUGGAUUCAGAGUUGGAAGGACCACAGUGGGACAUAUUUUGGCACUUUGCAGGCUUAUAGAAGGAGUAAAAGAAAAUCAACUCCCGGUUAUCAUCACAUUUAUUGACUUUCGCAAAGCCUUCGACACCAUCCACAGAGGCAAGAUGUUGAAGAUCCUUACUGCAUAUGGCAUACCGGAACAACUGGUAAAUGCUAUUGGCAAGAUGUACGAAGACACCAAAGCAAAAGUAAUAUCACCUGAUGGAGAGACUGACCUCUUUGAAAUCAUGGCUGGUGUGCUUCAAGGUGACACACUUGCACCUUACCUAUGUGUAAUAGUCCUCGAUUAUGCCUUGCGAACAGCCAUAGACGGCCAUGAAGAGGAACUUGGAUUCCAACUGGAAAGAAGGAGAAGUAGGAGAGUUGGUCCGGAAAUCAUAACAGACCUAGAUUUUGCCGAUGACAUAGCCCUGCUAUCUAAUGAACUAGAGCAAGCCCAGAAACUCCUGAGCAGUGUGGAGACAUCGGUAGGCAAGGUCGGGCUCCGGAUGAAUUCAGGCAAAACCAAGUUCAUAUGUCAUUCAAUCACAGAGAGAUCAUCACUAUAA